This is a messenger RNA of Cloeon dipterum, 3546 nucleotides long. Its product is annotated as BMP-binding endothelial regulator protein-like. The record is from RefSeq and is a predicted model, not a curated record. The coding region runs from base 213 to 2330 and encodes 705 amino acids. NCBI's taxonomy places the organism in Eukaryota, Metazoa, Arthropoda, Insecta, Ephemeroptera, Baetidae. Gene Ontology annotation, cellular component: extracellular region. Gene Ontology annotation, molecular function: BMP binding. Gene Ontology annotation, biological process: positive regulation of BMP signaling pathway. The transcript has 13 exons.
CACCACUCCGGGCCGGAGCAGCGCAGAGUCGGUCGGUCGGUCGGUCGGCGUGCACUCAGCACUCGGCCGCCAGUGUCAGUCGCGUUCGUUGCUUCCUCCGUCGGCACGGACACGCGUGCAACACAGCCUGUGAUCCGCGGGGCAUGCCAGCCAGCCGUCACCCCAGCCCAGCCGUCGCAGCCGUAUGAUGCAGUGAGUGCCACGAACUCAAGAUGAUGGCCAACACUUUCCUCCUCUGCCUGCUGCUCAUGCUGCUGCUCAAGGUGGACGCCGACUUGAAAGGCCACCUGAUGACUUGCAAGGACGAGGGGAUGAAGGUGCCGGUGGAGAAGGAAUUCCUUUGCUACAACUGUGUGUGCAAGAAUCAUUACAUCCAGUGCCAGCCAAAACAUUGUCCAAAAACGGAAGACUGCGCGCACCCAAAGACCAAGGCGUCAGACCCGUGUUGCCCAUCGCAGUGCAAAGGUUGCUGGAUUAACGGCACGCUGCACGAGAGCGGCACGGUGUGGCGGCCUGAGCCGUGCACAAACGUCGUCUGCGUCAACGGCGUCCUCACCGAGAGCAAAAUUGAGUGUCACACGCCUUGUGACAAUCCGCUACCCAAACGGCCAAAUGAAUGCUGCUCUCGCUGUCCAACGUGUGAGUGGCGCGGAUUCAAAAUGAGCGUGGGUACUGAACUGCGGCCAGCCGAGGCACCGUGCAUGACGUGUACUUGCGACAGAAAGGGCACGAUGGUGUGCACCAGUAAGGCCUGUCCAGUGCUCAACUGCCCCAGCCGCCAGCAAGUGGAACCUGGAAUGAUGGACUGCUGCCCAAAGUGUCGGCCUCCUCAGUCAACAUCUAGGUCAGUGGAAAGGACGAAGUUCCUGAACGCACCAAAGGGCACCUGCUUUCUGGGAAGUUGGCUCCUGAAAAACAGCCAGGACUACGCUGUUGACAACUGCAAUAGUUGUAGAUGCGUGGAGGGUGCUUCUGAGCCAACCGUGUCGUGCAAAGCCCAAACUUGCCCGUCCUUGGUGGGCUGUCCCCAAAAAGACCAAAUUUUGCUGAAGAAAACUGACUGCUGCAAGACUUGCGUGGCGCCCACGCAGAAUUUCGGUGGCGAAUGCACAUUUGGUGGCAAAACUUAUAAGAGUGGCGAGACGGUUAAAAGGAGCAAAUGCGUGUCUUGCCAGUGCGACCAGGGCCAGGUCAAGUGCGCCAAGGCGGAGUGCGCCAUCAGACUGCAAACUGAAGUUCCUCACGAAUCGUCCGAGCUGAUGCUGCAGACCGCCUUCUGCAAGCGAAACUUUUAUUUACGCCAAUCGCCAGAUCAGUGCUGCCCAGAAUGCGUCGAGAGAGAGGGUCGGUGCUACGUCUUUGGAGGCCAGUUUAAAACGUUCGACGACAGGCACUUCAGUUUCCACGGAAGCUGCAAGUACCAACUGGUGACUGACUGUUCUGGAAACAGGACAUUCUCCAUCAGAAUUUCGACGGUGCCGAUGGCCAACGCUCGCGGUGAUCUGGCGAGGAUAGUCACGAUUAAGUUGGCAGAACACAAGGUGACCCUGGGCCAGAGUUUACGGGUAAAAGUGGACGGGCAAAAGGUAGAGAAGCUUCCUUACAAAGUGGACGGCGUCUUGGAACUCAAGAAUGAGGUGGAUUAUAUCACGCUCAGCACUAGCAUCGGCCUGAAGGUAGCUUGGAAUGGACACUCGCUGCUGGAAAUCACGGUACCGGUGAGCAUGCACGGAAAGGUGUGCGGUCUAUGCGGCAACUACAACGGCAAGCCUGGCGACGACUUUGAGCUACAGCAUGGUGGCAGGACGAGCAAGGCCGAUGAGUUUGCUGAGAGCUGGCGUGCUGGUGGUCUCAAGAGCUGCACGCGCAACGUGCAGAGCCACCAGCCAAGCAGCACAAUGGUCGGCUCGCGGACAAAGGCGCUGGCUGUGCCAAAACAAGAGCUGGGCUGCUCCGAGUUGGCUAAGAAGCACCACCGCGACCACCGAAAAUGCAUGCCCAUCAGGUCGGACAUCUUCAAAAAGUGCCACAUCGUUGUUCCUGCCAUGAAGUACUACAAAGCGUGUGUGGACGAGAUGUGCAUGUGCCGGGAGCGGAUGGGCAGCAACUCGCUGUGCCACUGCCAGGUGAUCGAGGCCUACAUCCGCGAGUGCAACGUCAAGGCCGGCACGGUUAUCUCGCCCAACCUGCAGGCCUCAUGGCGAGUGAUGACCGGCUGCUACCAGGAGCCGCUGUCCACGCAGCGCAGGAGGAGGCAGAAGCAGCAGGCGGCGCGGCGGAGAAAACAAAUAAUGCGCCACCACAAAGCGACUGAGCAUGCAAGAGUGUAGUCGCACCAGUUCGGCUUCAUUUUGCCACAGUGGAGGAGCACCAAAAUUGAUUCACUCCUGGCCGGCGUGCUUUCAAAAAGGUUAACUGGGAAACAACCAACCGAAUUUAAAAGAUUUUUUGCAUCAAAAGUGUUCAGUUUUGUGGUACAAACAUGAAGCGUCGAAAUAUUUUUGGAGCGGCGAGGCCGCUAAAAAAAUUUGGAAAUUUUAAAUUCCAAUUUAAGGAUCAAAUUUUCUUCCAAAGGUGAUAUGGUUAGGUUAACUGAUAUCCGUUGACGAGAUUGGUCUUUUCGAAUUUCCAAAACUUUAAUAUUUUGGUUGAAGUGAUAAAAGCCCUAAUGAAACAUUAAAAAUACUUUUAUUUUUAUAAUUUUCAAUUUUUAAUAAUUUAUCAAAAUAAAUUCCAUCAUAGAUGGACAAAAAAGUCCGAUUUUUAUAUAAUAGUUAACGACAAAAAUUAUCAUUAGUUGCCAUUGUUAAGUUGGUCUCUGCAUUCUGCAAUUUGCCUGAGAAAAUUUUCCCCAGUCAAUUUAUUUCAAUUUCAUGAAGGUCUACACGUUUGAUGCAAAAAAAUCCUUUUUAAUUUCAGAAGGUUUGCGGGGUUUCCUUUCAGUUUGCUCUGAAUGCGACUGCUCCUCUGCGGAUAGUUUCAAAGAUUUGACUGUUUUGCCCACGUCGAGUCUCUGGCAACAUCAUUAACAAAGAGUUUUGUGAAAGAUCGCAUUUCCAAAAGAUUAGAAACAGAGAACCGGGGUCGAUAAAAUUACGUCUGCUUGCUAGUCUGGCAGGGAUUUCCGAUGGUGGGCACUUUUAUUUUAUCAAAUGAUUUUUUAUCGAUAGAGGAGAGAGACGUGAGCGCGCGCGCGAGUACUAACUUAUUUUUUGAAAGCGCCAUUCAAGUGUUUUUUACUAUAUAUGAAUAAUUUUAUGCUUUGAAUGAAAUAAUGUUCUGUCAAAUCGUAUUUUUACCUGAACUUAAAAUACCGAAUCUCAUAAUCGAUGUAUUUUAAUGAUGCGACUUAAUUUGCUGAUAUUUCCAGUCUGCCAUUGUUGCCAUAUAAGGAUGUACGUGUGAAAGAAACAAGAAGUGCUUAAUACUAAUAUUACGGACAGUCAGUCGAUUGCAUUUUUUUUUAUUUCCGAUCAUUAAUUUAUUUAGCAUUAGUAGCCGUCAUUAAUUUGUAACAAUCGCGCAUUUCAUAGUAAGCAAAUACAA